Molecule: messenger RNA, 1339 nt
Organism: Zea mays
Lineage: Eukaryota; Viridiplantae; Streptophyta; Magnoliopsida; Poales; Poaceae
Exons: 9
Coding region: 420-983 (187 amino acids)
Source: RefSeq, marked validated
AUCUUACUGGGUGGGAAAGAGAAAAAUAAUCACGCUAGUAUGAAGAAAUUGACGUCAACUGCAUUUACGGAGUUCCUACCGAGUUGCUAAAUGUGGAGAGUAAAUAGAGUUGAAUAGCAACUAAGUAAAUUUAGCAAGUCUAUUUAGAGAACCAUUGGAGAAGCAUUUUUCUGUUCAUUUCUUAAAUUUAAGAUUUAGAGAGUUGUUUAGAGAACUAUUGAAGUUGCUCUUAGAGGCCCUUGUUGUCUUGUUGAAGAGUUGAAGACACCGCAGUUCCGGAAACUUCUGUAGCAGCUGAAAUAGUACGGACGUGUUUGAACAUGUACAGGAUCUCGAGGCCACAUCUGUAAAACGACCACCCCUCACGCGGAAGCGGAGACUGGAAAUCGGGAGGGAGACCGGAGACGAGACCGCCGGAGAUGGAGCCGAGAUCUGCAAUCUACAGAUCCGGCGCCUUCCUUCUCCUCGCCGCCAUCCUUGCGGAGGUCGUCAUCCCUGCAUCCGCCAUCGGAGACAAGUGCGCCGCCUGCAAGGCCGUUGCUGCGGAGCUAGAGAUUGGAAUUUCGAGUGAGAAGCCGAGAAAUCACUUGGACUUGCGCAACCGCUUAAAUUCUAAAGGCCAGAGGGAGGGGAAGGUCAUUGAUUAUAGGGUCAGUGAGCUUCGGGUUGUGGAACUUCUGGAUGGCCUAUGCGAUAAGAUGCAAGAUUAUACCUUAAAGAAGUUGGAAUCAGGCGAAAAGGGAUGGGUUAAAGUAACAGACUGGAAUAGCUUUCAAACUGAAAAUAAGGCAGCAGCAAGAGCUCACUCCAAAAAAUUGUCCACCUUCUGUGGAAGGCUACUGGAGGAAACGGAGGAUGAGCUCUCUGAGUGGAUCAAAACAACCUCCACAGAAUCAGAAUAUGUAAGCAAGGCCCUUUGUGAAGAUAUUAGCAAACACUGCCGAUCUACAAGUGCUACCAUCCAGAUUGAUGAUGAGCUAUGACAUGCCGGGGGCAGGUCGUUGUUUCGCAAAAAGCAAAACAGGCGACAGGUUGGAAAAUGUUAAAGAACACAGCUCUAGUAGUCCCUGACACCAUUUAGAGAGACAUGCAGCUGCCAAUUCUGAUUGUUUGUGUUGCACUCAUAUUUCCUGUAAACAAAAGCUUAGACUGAUCUGUAGAGAAAGCAACUGGACAUCAAUUUUUGCAUACCGAUGAACUACAGUUUAAAACGGCCGGUUGAAUUAUCAUGUCAGGGGCUAUAGGAAAUUUGAAUGCUUCUAUUCUAAGGUCUUGUUGUUGAGUACUGAGUAUAGUUUGAUGACUGCAUGUUGGUCAAUGACAGCAUCAAAGAUUACAU